CUAGCCCUAGCCCCGUACCCCGACCCGCAGUGCGCCAGUGCCUGACCCCCAGUUGCAGCCGCCGGCCCGCCGCCAAGGAACUCUGCUCCUCCAGGCUCCAGCCUCCAAGCUCCGGUCGUGUCUCCACCUCGCGGAUUCGCACCCCUGCCCUAGCAUGCGGCUGCGGCGCUGCGCCCCUCGGCCCCCGUCCCUGCCCUGCCUACGCGCGGCUACGCUGCUGCCGCCAGUCGGCUGUCGGGCGCCCCUGCCGGCCUGCUCUCGUGGCCUUGCUCAUUCACCAAGCUGCAGAAAAUAGAAUACCCUGAUUUAAGAUUUGUUGAAAAAUGAAGAGGGUUGUAGACAUUGUUUCUCUUUUCCAGAGGGAAGCUAUGAAAAUAGGUAAGAAGAAGAAGGCGGAGAAUAUGCCGGAUGUGGCUGAAGAGCAAACCGGCGAAGUUGUGUGUAUGCCGGUUGUGAUUGAAGAGCAAACUGAAGAACCAAUAUUGUCUAUGUCAAAUGUGACCACAGAGCAAACUGAAGAUGUGUCAUCGCCGUAUCGUCAAGAGCUUGAAAAACGGUUUGAUGAGAUCAAUAUGGAAUUGCUAUCUUGUAUGUCUGCUUUGAAUCCUGCCAACUCAUUUGCUGCUUUUGAUGCACAAAAGGUAUGAAGACUUGCUGAAUUUUAUCCCAAAGACUUUUCAAGUGCCGACUUGAUACACCUUGAACUACAACUUGAUAACUAUAUUGAUGACAUGAGAAAUGAUGAGAACUUCCAAGGCCUUGGAAAUCUUGUUGAUCUCUCGGUUAAGCUGGUUCAAACAGGGAGACACAUAGUUCAUCAUUUGGUGUACUUGCUUUUAAAAUUGGUAUUGAUUCUACCGGUGGCAACGGCAAAUGUUGAGAGAGCAUUUUCUGCCAUGAGUAUAGUCAAGAGCAAGUUGAGAAACAAGAUGGGUGAUAGUCUUUUGUAUGAUUGCCUAGUUACAUACAUUGAGAGGGAUGCUUUCUCCGAGGUGAAUGAAGAUGACAUAAUUGAUACCUUCAUGGCAAUGCAAAAGCGUAGGCCAAAAACAUAGUCUUUUUGAACUUCUCAAGGUAUGUACUAUGGUGAGUGUUUCUAUUUGAUACCUUCAUGGUAGCCAUGUACUAUUUACUAUGUAGGCUUAUUUAUGCAAAACUGAUAUUGAAUUGUGAAUUCUAGUGUGUUCGUAAGACCAUAUUGAUCUAUUUUUUUGUCCUAUUGAUAAUUAGUUAGAAUGUUCACAUGUCAUAUUAGUUAUAAAAAAAAUUGGGGCGGCUUGUAUCAGGACGUGAACAUGGACGGCAGCCUCACUGGCUGCGCACUGUUCGGCUCGAGCACGACGACGCUGUCGGCGCACAAUGAGGAGAAGACGGCCAUCACCGUGGCCGUGGGUGGCAACGAGCCCAGCGGCCGGUACAUCCUGGUGGCGGGGCGCUCCGACGAGAAGGACGGCGUGCGCCUGCCGAUUCCAGUGGGCGUCCUGAAGCCUGCGAUCACGUACCGCGUGGCCGGGUGGAUCAGCCUCGGCGGCGCAGGAGCGGCACCGGGCACAAGCCACCCGGUGCGCAUCCACCUUGACGUGGACGAGAAUGGCAGCGAGAGCCAGCUGGUGGAGUACGGCGCGGUGUGCACCCAGGAGGGCGCGCGGACGGAGAUCAUGGGCGCCUUCCGCCUCAGGACGGAGCCGCGCAGCGCCGCCGCGGUUUGCGUCCACGGCGCCCCUGCCGGCGUCGAUGUCAAGGUCAUGGAUCUCCGCGUCUCCCCGGUGGACCACAAGGCGCGCUUCAGGCAACUCAAGGACAAGACUGACAAGAGGGACGUGAUUCUCAAGGUGGGAGCGGGAGCGGCGGCGGCGUCCGUGCGCGUGGUGUAGUUGGACAACGGGACAUGCAUCAACACGUCCGUCAUCCAGAAGCCGGCCUUCCUCGACUUCUUCACCAACCACUUGGACUGGGCCGUCUUCGAGGACGAGCUCAAGGGGUACCACACUGAGGCGCAGCAGAGCCAGCUCAACUACGCCGACGCCGACGCGCUGCUCGCCUUCUGCGACCGCCUGGGCAAGAGCGUCCGCGGCCACUGCGUCUUCUGGUCCGUGGACGGCGACGUGCAGUAGUGGGUCAAGAACCUCAGCAAGGACCAGCUCAGGUCCGCCAUGCAGAGCCGCCUCGAGGGCCUCGUCUCCCGCUACGCCGGCCGGUUCAAGCACUACGACGUCAACAACGAGAUGCAGCAGGGUCGCUUCUUCCGCGACCGCCUCGGCUAGGACUUCCCGGCGUACAUGUUCAAGGAGGUUGCCCGGCUGGACCCGGAGCCCGCGCUCUUCGUCAACGACUACAACGUCGAGCGCGCCAACGACCCCAACGCGAGGCCGGACAAGUACGCCGAGCAGGUCGCGUGGCUGCAGAGGCAGGACGACAAACAUACCCAACACGAUACUACCACCACCCCCUUGUAGAAUAUAGGUCAAAUGCACCCUAUCCAGCAACUAGCCUUGUCACCAAAAUUAAUACUGCAUGAAUAUGCGUUGUGAUUCUAUA
This is a messenger RNA of Triticum aestivum (bread wheat), 2538 nucleotides long. RefSeq lists its product as uncharacterized. The record is from RefSeq and is a predicted model, not a curated record. Gene Ontology annotation, molecular function: hydrolase activity, hydrolyzing O-glycosyl compounds. Gene Ontology annotation, biological process: carbohydrate metabolic process. The transcript is spliced from 4 exons. NCBI's taxonomy places the organism in Eukaryota, Viridiplantae, Streptophyta, Magnoliopsida, Poales, Poaceae. The coding region runs from base 1236 to 1874 and encodes 212 amino acids.